GCAGGAUAAUAUUUUUAUUGACUGGAUAAUGAUAAAUUCUCCAUUUUAGCUUCUUCUUUCUGCUCUCUCUAGAUUUCUUCACUCUACUCUCUUUCUUUCAAUUUGUAGGAAUUGUUCUCGUUGACCGGAAGUAUAUCACAAAUUUGAUUUCAUGGAUGCGGAUUAUUGGAUGGCAGCCCAGGCACAGCGCGGCGGUGCCGUUGUAGCCGCUGCAGCGGCGGAUGCCAACGGAGCUGCGGAGACAGAGGACUGGCGAACUCAGCUUCAAACUGAUUCCCGUGAAAGGAUCGUGAACAAGAUAAUGGAGACUUUAAAGAGGCAUCUUCCACACUCUGGAGAAGAAGGGCUUCAGGAACUUAGGAAAAUUGCAAUGAAGUUUGAGGAAAAGGUUUACAUUGCUGCUACAAGUCCGUCAGAUUAUCUAAUGAAGAUAUCUUUAAAGAUGUUGUCUAUGGAGCGUGGAGAUUGGCGGUCUCAGCUUCAACCUGAAUCUCGACAAAGGAUCAUCAACAAGAUAAUGGAAACUUUAAAGAGGCAUCUUCCCUUCUCAGGACCAGAAGGGCUUCAUGAGAUUCGAAAAAUUGCAGUGAGGUUUGAGGAAAAGAUUUAUUCUGCUGCUUUAAGUCAGUCUGAUUAUCUGCGCAAAAUAUCUUUGAAGAUGUUGUCUAUGGAGACAAAAUCACAAAAUCCCAUGGCCAAUUCUCUGCAGCCUGACAAUGCAAGUAGUAGUCAGGAUCCUCAAGGCUCAGGCAUUUCAUUAGCCUUGCAGGAUCAGCGGAGUGUUGUCUGAUUCCAUAUGGACAAAAUUCAUGAAAUAGUUAUUGAGAGUAGCAACAAUGUGGACCGCCUUAGAUUGCCGAUAAGUAAAAGAAGUUCAGAGUUAGGGGUUUGGUUCUGGAUUGGUGCAACUUACUGUGUUAUAAUUGGUGUAGGGAAAGUGACUUUGCCUAAGAUCAAGUGCUAUGCUUGAAAUGUUUUUUCAAUUACUGUGCUUGAAAAUGUUUGUAUAAUUACUGUGCUUGAAACUGGUAGUUUUUUGUCCUUUUUAACACAAGUGUGAUAGGCUCUCCACAAGUGUAAGAAGGAGUUGAAUAUAAUUCUUCCCAAAAUAAUUGUUGAUGA
This is a messenger RNA of Ipomoea nil (Japanese morning glory), 1122 nucleotides long. RefSeq lists its product as uncharacterized. Gene Ontology annotation, molecular function: transcription coactivator activity; chromatin DNA binding. Lineage: Eukaryota; Viridiplantae; Streptophyta; Magnoliopsida; Solanales; Convolvulaceae. Gene Ontology annotation, biological process: regulation of DNA-templated transcription. The transcript is spliced from 7 exons. The record is from RefSeq and is a predicted model, not a curated record. Bases 152 to 790 code for a protein of 212 amino acids.